AUGAACCCACCAGAUGAUUCAGUAUUAUGUCCAAUAACGCUAGAAUUAUUUCGAGAUCCAGUUUUAGCGCAAGAUGGCCAUACAUAUGAAAGAAAAGCCAUUGUAGAAUGGAUUAAAAAGAAUGGUACCAGCCCAAUAACGGGCGAACAAAUCUCACUUGAACACUUAUAUCCUAAUUAUGCAAUCAAAAAGGCAGUGGAUCAUUUUGAAACAUCGUCGAAGAAAAAAAAUUAUCAAUAUACGCUUAAUAUUGACGUAAAAAAGAAAUCUGGUCGACCACUUUUUCAAACAUUUGGCAAAGCUAUAUAUCAUGCACAAUGGCUACCGACCAGGGAUAAUCGCCCAGAAAUAAUACUAUUAAAAAUCGAUGGUGCUCGGACUAAGAAAGAAGCAUCAUUUUACGUUGAUCUUAGUCGUCAUCCACAUAUUGUUCGAACAUAUGGUCUUGUUCAUGAACAUCAUGAUGAUAGUGAUAACCAUGAAAUCAAUGCUAUUAUGCUAUUACAAGAAUAUGCACAUAUGGGCAGUCUCUACGAUCUACUACAAGAACGAACAAAGUUACCCGAUGAAAAAAUUUUGAUUGAAAUAUUUUUACAAAUCAUUGAUGCAAUGAGCUUUUUGGCAUUUAAUAAUGUUGUUCAUGGCGAUCUUGCAUGUCGUAAUGUACUCGUAUUUCGUUUUGAUGAAACGAAUCCUCGAAAUAUUAUUGUGAAAGUAACUGAUUUUGGUCUCAGCCGACACAGUAAAUUGUAUUCGUUAACGCCGGGUGCUGCCAAGACAACUUUAAAUAUUGUUCCUAUACGAUAUGCUGCGCCAGAAAUACUUGCAGUUAAUGCGACACCUGAUGAUUAUACGGAGAAAUCUGAUGUUUACUCGAUGGGUGUUCUGAUGUGGGAAGCUUAUUCUCGAGGUAUGAUACCAUGGGCAAAAAUUGAAAGUGACAAUGAGGUUAUUCGAUGUGUUACUAACGGUGAGUUACUUUCAAAACCAUCAAAAUGCAGUGAUGUCUAUUGGUCCAUCAUGUGUAAAACUUGGUCGACGUUACCAAGAGAUCGACCAAGUUUUGCUGAGCUGAAACAUCUUUUGAUGGAACAGCACUAUAAUUCAUCAUCUCCGCCAUCGACAAACGGUAUGUUUUAUCUCAUCGUUUAA
Molecule: messenger RNA, 1152 nt
Organism: Rotaria sp. Silwood2
Lineage: Eukaryota; Metazoa; Rotifera; Eurotatoria; Philodinida; Philodinidae
Source: the annotation of a GenBank genome assembly